This is a messenger RNA of Kwoniella shivajii, 3429 nucleotides long. RefSeq names its product calcium-transporting P-type ATPase, PMR1-type. Gene Ontology annotation, molecular function: ATP hydrolysis activity; ATP binding; P-type calcium transporter activity. The coding region runs from base 1 to 3429 and encodes 1142 amino acids. The transcript is spliced from 11 exons. Gene Ontology annotation, cellular component: Golgi membrane; endoplasmic reticulum; plasma membrane. The record is from RefSeq and is a predicted model, not a curated record. NCBI's taxonomy places the organism in Eukaryota, Fungi, Basidiomycota, Tremellomycetes, Tremellales, Cryptococcaceae. Gene Ontology annotation, biological process: intracellular calcium ion homeostasis; manganese ion transport; calcium ion transmembrane transport.
AUGGACUCGGUUUUAAGAUCACAGUCUACUUCAUCGAUGAAGAGACGAUCACCGCCACCGUCACGUACACAAUCACCACCACCCAUAAUGACAGUAGGAGGAUCAGCCUCAUCCUACGGAUUACCAGGAAGAGGAGGCUCAAACCCUAUCUCAAGAGGUUCAGUCAGUGGUGGAUAUGGUAAUAUAGGAUUAGGUCAAGUUCAAUCAAAUCAACAUCAAGGUUAUGAUAACGAUAAUGGUAAUAAUGAUAAUGAUCCUACAUUGGGUGGAUUAAUGGAUGAACCUUCACAGAUGAAUGGUAUUGGAGGCUCAAAUUCGAAUAACAAUUCUUCUUCAACAAUGAAUAAUGGAUAUGCCUAUUCAACAACUUUGAGAAGACAAGUUUCAAUGACAGAUUCAUUUCCAAGUUUCAACUCAUCGCCUAGAAUAGGUACCGCAAGUAACAGAAGAGACUCAUCACCCGUCAGAUCAAACAAUCUAUCAGCUUCACCUUAUCGUAAUCAAAAUCAACACCAUCAUCCUCUGACAAAUGGUGGAUUAUCAUAUGAAGAUGACAUCGAAGAGGAACAAGGUUUCGUGGGGAAAGUAAUAGCUUACGGUAAAAGAGUAAUGGGUAAAAAAGAUUACGAGGAAAUCAAAAUGCAAGACGAAAAUAAACGGUUAGAGAACGAAAGAAGACAAAGAGAAACUCCAAGUGCUAUUUUCGCUCAUAAAACUAUUGAUGAAACACUCACAUCGCUCUCUUCACAUCCUACUCAAGGAUUGUCGACAUCAUCUUUAUCAGCUUUACUAGCCAGAUAUGGCCCUAAUGAAUUCGAAUUACCACCCGCAGAUCCAUUAUUCCUCAAAUUCGCUAAACAAGUAUAUGAGAAUCCAUUGAUUUUACUUCUACUUGGAAGUAGUGUUGUCAGUGCCUUGAUGGGUAACUAUGAUGAUGCCGCUUGUGUGGUCGUUGCCGUGGGAAUAGUUUUGACUGUCGGCUUCGUGCAGGAGCAAAGAUCGGAGAAGUCACUCGAAGCUCUGAACAAGCUCGUGCCGCAUUAUUGUCAUCUAAUACGGAAUGGUCACCCUCUCACACCUCUAGCCAAUGGUCUCCUUCCCGGUGACUUGGUGACCUUUUCAGUCGGAGAUAGGAUUCCAGCCGAUAUCCGACUUAUCACUGCUGUAUCGCUUGAGAUUGACGAAUCAGCAUUGACAGGAGAAACUAGACCCGCGAGGAAAAACACUGAUAUCUGCGAAAGAGGAGAAGGAGAAGAUACACACGGUGAAGGUGGUGGGAAAGCACUAGGUGAAAGACAUUGUAUGGCUUUCAUGGGUACUCUAGUCAGAAGUGGCCAUGGUUCAGGUAUAGUCGUUGGGACUGGGAAAGAUACUGAAUUCGGAGUGAUCUUCUCCAUGAUGCAGGACGUCGAAGAAAAACGGACACCUUUACAAUUAGAUAUGGAUGAUUUAGCCAAACGACUAUCUCUUUUUUCUUUUGGAGUAAUAGGAAUAAUCUUCCUUAUUGGCGUACUGCAAAACAGAGAUUGGCUGGAGAUGUUCACGAUAGGAGUUUCACUUGCCGUCGCUGCUAUCCCUGAGGGACUACCGAUCGUCACUACCGUUACUCUCGCUUUGGGAGUGUUGAGAAUGUCGAAACGAAAGGCCAUCGUCAAGAAGCUGCCUAGUGUCGAAGCGCUGGGUAGUGUUUCCGUAAUCUGUUCAGACAAAACGGGUACGCUCACCAAGAAUGAAAUGACUGUCACCCAUCUUUAUGCUGUUGAUGAAGUUGUCGAUCUUACCCCUCACCUGAACGCAACAUCGUAUCUUGGACCUAGACGACCUGAUCAAGUUGAAUUUUCACCUUCACAAGCUAUGAAGAAGACUGCUCUUGUUGGAAGUAUCUGUAAUAACGCCUUCAAGAAUGAACAAGGAGUUAAUGUAGGGCAAGCUACAGAAGUUGCUUUGCUGAAUGUGUUGCCAGUCCUUGGGGCUGAUGAUCAAAGAAAGAACUUCACACGCAAGAACGAAAUACCAUUCAGCUCCGAAACCAAGAUUAUGACCGUGACGGGUUCGCUAAAUGGCAGCUCUGACAUGGUCUACCUCAAGGGUGCUGUUGAACAAGUGCUAUCUCGCUGUCGGUAUUACUAUGUGACCGAUUCCUCCACACCAUCACUUGAUCCAACAACGCAGAAACUCAUACUUGAAAGAGCAACAGAAGUUUCAAAGCAGGGUCUAAGAGUUAUCGCUAUGGCGUAUGGAUUCCCCAAAGGCGAAGGAAACGAUUUGAUCUUUGUCGGAUUCCAAGCUAUGAUGGAUCCUCCAAGAAAAGGAGUCGCACAUGCUGUAUCAGCACUACACAGUGCCGGAGUUCAAGUUGUUAUGAUCACAGGUGAUGCCGAACCUACAGCUUUAGCGAUCGCACGUCAACUCGGAUUGAAAGUGAACCCUUCGUCAGGAAGCUUAGACUCGUUUGUGGGAGGAUCAAGUUGUAUGCUUGGAAGUCAAGUUGAUCAAUUGACGGAAAGAGAAUUGAUUGAACGUGUACCUGGAAUAACAGUUUACGCGCGUACGACACCAAGACAUAAAAUGGCCAUCGUGAAAGCAUGGCAAAUGCGAGGAGCGGUAGUAGCGAUGACAGGAGAUGGAGUUAAUGAUUCACCAGCUUUGAAAAUGGCCGAUAUUGGUAUAUCAAUGGGUAAAUCAGGGACUGAUGUAGCUAAAGAAGCUGCAGAUGUCAUUUUGGUUGAUGAUGACUUUUCAUCAAUUCUACCUGCAGUGGAAGAAGGAAAAUCGAUUUUCUACAACAUUCAAAAUUUCUUAUCGUUUCAACUUUCAACUGCAGUCGCUGCAUUAUCACUAAUCACUUUAUCGACAUUCUUCAAAUUGGCAAAUCCAUUAAACGCCAUGCAAAUUCUCUUCAUCAAUAUCUUGAUGGAUGGACCGCCCGCUCAAGCUCUAGGUGUUGAUCCUGUUGAUAAAGAAGUAAUGCGUAGACCACCAAGAAAAAAGGGUGAUCAUGUAUUGUCAAAAAGAUUGAUUUACAGAGUAGCUUUUUCAGCUACUAUGAUAGUGUUAGGAACUUUAUACAUCUACGCUAGGGAAACUAGUGAUGGCAGUAUGAGUAGAAGGGAUCAAACUAUGACUUUUACAGGAUUUGUUUUCUUAGAUUUGGUAUCAGCAUUACAAAAUCGAGGAUUAACAUGUCCAAUGUUCAGAAAUCGAAUGUUGUUCAUAACGAUAUCGAUUUCGUUCAUAUGUCAAUUACUCUUGAUUUAUAUACCUCUUUUACAACACAUUUUCCAAACGGAAGCUUUAUCAAUGAGGGACUUAUUCAUGUUGAUUGGUCUGGCAGGAACUUCGAUGGGUUUACAUGAAGUUAGGAGAUGGUACGAAAGGAAAUCUGUCGAAAGGGAAAUCAUACAAGAAGGUAUUGGUAGAAUGGCGUGA